This is a messenger RNA of Pseudocercospora fijiensis CIRAD86, 1653 nucleotides long. RefSeq lists its product as uncharacterized. The record is from RefSeq and is a predicted model, not a curated record. Gene Ontology annotation, molecular function: ATP binding; protein serine/threonine kinase activity. Lineage: Eukaryota; Fungi; Ascomycota; Dothideomycetes; Mycosphaerellales; Mycosphaerellaceae. The transcript has a single exon. Gene Ontology annotation, cellular component: preribosome, small subunit precursor; cytosol. Bases 1 to 1653 code for a protein of 550 amino acids. Gene Ontology annotation, biological process: maturation of SSU-rRNA.
AUGGAGCACCCUACAGCACCGCAUCAGCCGCCCAGGCAGUACGUUGAGAAUCAAGGAUAUGUGGGAGACAGGACAGCUAUGCCAGGCAGUGCACACGACCACACCGUCUCUCAAGAAGCUCUAGAUGAAUUCGACCAAGAUGAAGACUACGAUGACCUAUUCGAACCAUCCGAAGACGAACUAUCAGAGACGGAGAUAUCUUCAGCAAACCCUGGCGACUACACGAAAGCAUACAACCGACAGAGAAAAAUGAAUGACAAUUCGAUACCUGAAUCACAAAAGCCAAAGACGAACCCACAGCUCAACACCAGAGCAGCAAUAGACGACCAGAUUAAGAGUUUAGCAAAGCAUACCUCGAAGCUCAGAAUGACGGAUUUAGAGGCUGGAGUGGCUUCCAAACAGCAGCGAGGCGCAGAGAAGAGCGAUCGCGCGACUUCGGAACAAGUGCUCGACCCGAGGACGAAGAUGAUUCUUCUUCAGAUGCUGAAUCGUAAUAUUGUCUCGGAGAUAAAUGGUGUGCUGAGUACAGGCAAGGAGGCGAAUGUCUACCAUGCUGCAACAAUACCGCAAGAAGAAGUCGAGGACGAGGCAUCGGCAAUGAAGCUGAACAGGGCAGUCAAAAUAUACAAGACCAGCAUAUUGGUAUUCAAAGACAGAGAUAAGUACGUCUCUGGCGACCACAGGUUCAACAAGGGCUACAACAGGAGCUCUAAUCGAGCUAUGGUCAAAGUUUGGGCUGAGAAGGAAUUCCGUAAUCUGAAGAUUCUCCAUGCUGCUGGAAUUCCUUGCCCGGAACCUGUCUAUCUGAAAGCACACGUCUUGGUUAUGAGCUUCAUCGGAAGUUCUCGAGGCUUACCCGCUCCCCGACUACGAGAUGUCAAGUUCGACGAGUCAAUUGAUGCGGCAUCAAAAUGGCACACGAUCUACCUGGAUAUGAUGAGCUACAUGCGAAAAAUCUACCAGCAAUGUCGACUUGUUCACGCCGACUUGUCAGAGUACAACACUCUGUACUACAAGGAUCGGUUGUACGUGAUUGAUGUAUCGCAAAGCGUCGAGCAUGAUCACCCGCGAUCGCUAGAGUUCCUGCGCAUGGAUAUCAAGAAUGUCAGUGACUUUUUCAAGCGCAAGGGUGUGGAUGCACUAUCAGAACGAGUGGCCUUUGGCUUUGUGACUGGAAACACAGGAGGUAAGGAUAUAGACGAGAUGAAAGAGAGUCUUGAAAAGCUGCUCGAAGCAAAGGCGCAAGCUGGAGAUGAGGAGGACGAAGAGGACGAAGUCUUCAGACAGCAGUACAUCCCACAAACUCUACGCGAAGUGUACGACAUCGAACGUGAUGGAGAGAAGCUGAAGCGUGGCGAGGGAGAAGAUUUGCCUUAUCAAGAGCUACUGGCGAAUGGCGCAUCGAAGUCAAAUAUCGAGGACGAUGCUAAUGGGGACGACGUGGACAGUGACGAGUCGAGCGCAGAAGAAAGUGACGGUGGAGAGCGGACUUUCGAGGACAAGAAACCUAGGGGAAAGCGGUUCGAAGAUAAGGAAGAAAAGAAAGCACACAAGCAGGCUGUGAAGGAGGAGAAGCGCGAGAAGAGGAAGGAGAAGAUGCCCAAACAUCUCAAGAAAAAGCUUGUCAACCAAGGCUCACGUGGCAAGCAUUAG